AUAUAUAUUAAGUCUAUGACUAACACGUACACAGUAUUGUGCUAAUCAAUUCACACACGACCGGUUGGCACAUUCGACAUGGAAGGUACAAGAAACUGUAUUUUAUUUUUUUUAUCAACUGCGUUGUCUUUUUCCAGUGGACUCACUACUAGUACGCAAAGCAUAACCUGCGGUCCCAACGAGGUGGUGGACGAAUGUCCAACGAACUGUUCAGCAGAAUACUGUCCAACCAGCGAAGAUCGCUCACCCUGCCCCCAACCUGACAAGAACAGUUGUCCACCAGCGAAAUGCGUCUGCGGCUUCAACUACAGACGGGCUGAGAACGGCACUUGUAUUCCUACUACCAGCUGUCCGCCCUUCGAAUGUAGCAGGGAGAACGAAGAAUAUAACCCCUGCCCCUUCCUAUGUCCUACCGAUAGCUGCGCCGACGCACCCUUACACGGAGUAUGUCCUUACCCCGUCCUCAUCAGGCUACCUUGCAACCCUACCUGCCAGUGUAAAGAGGGAUUCUGCAGACAAGACGGUACCUGUAUACCUACCGUAUAAGGAAAAUGAUUCAGCCGGAAGAAGAUUUGGUUUUAAUUAAUAUAUUCUAAAUAUAAAUUAAUAAUUCUAAAUAGAA
This is a messenger RNA of Aricia agestis (brown argus), 622 nucleotides long. RefSeq names its product late cornified envelope-like proline-rich protein 1. The transcript has 4 exons. NCBI's taxonomy places the organism in Eukaryota, Metazoa, Arthropoda, Insecta, Lepidoptera, Lycaenidae. The coding region runs from base 79 to 546 and encodes 155 amino acids. The record is from RefSeq and is a predicted model, not a curated record.